AUGCACGUUUCAGAAAAUGGAAUGCUUGAUGGACUCCAUUUGAAUGACAGAGAACUGUAUUAUUCCUUGUUGAGAGUAACAAAUGCUUUGAAUUAUACCUACAUUAUUAGAAGUAAUGGAGUAACUAUAGAAGAAGAUCCUCUGCUUCCAGGCAAAGUGUUUGAUGGAUAUAUAACUGGAUUUGACUUGAAUAUACUUCCUUCUCAACGUAAGGUCACUGCAAACUGGGAUGGUUUUGGUCUGCCAGCAUCUGCCUCAUUUCAGGUAGAUGUUGAAGGAAAUCCAGGAUAUCAGGUAGAUGACUCAAAAACUGAGGAACAACGUAAAACACAACAGGUAUUAUUUUAUGAAGUAGCUGUUGGAACAGACAGAAGAUUUCCUAAAACCAGGGAUAAUGUUGUACCAUUUACAAAUAUUGCUGGGAACAAAUCUGUCACAUUCUAUGAUCUUAACCUAGAGUCAGGAUUAGCAAAGUAUUACUUUACUGUCAGAGCCUAUAGUGUAUCUUAUUCUGUUGCCACGGUGACAUCUAAUGGUUUCCAUGUUGGAUAUGAUGGUGGUGUUGAAGGUGGAUCUAUUAUCAUGGGAGACUAUAUCAAUACAGAUACUUAUGUAGAUAUACAAUUUGAAGGUUUUACAUCUAAGUUGGAUAUAAUGAUGUAUUAUAUAGGACUGUCCAAUCACACACAAGUUGUUGGAACUGACUGUAAACAAUAUGUAAGUAUUAUUUUGUUAGUUCGAUGUUUAAUAUAUAGCAUUGCUAUAUAUUGA
This is a messenger RNA of Mytilus californianus (California mussel), 771 nucleotides long. RefSeq lists its product as uncharacterized. Bases 1 to 771 code for a protein of 256 amino acids. The record is from RefSeq and is a predicted model, not a curated record. Lineage: Eukaryota; Metazoa; Mollusca; Bivalvia; Mytilida; Mytilidae. The transcript is spliced from 4 exons.